Molecule: messenger RNA, 957 nt
Organism: Podospora pseudocomata
Lineage: Eukaryota; Fungi; Ascomycota; Sordariomycetes; Sordariales; Podosporaceae
Product: 40S ribosomal protein S30
Exons: 6
Coding region: 279-467 (62 amino acids)
Biological process (GO): translation
Cellular component (GO): ribosome; cytosolic small ribosomal subunit
Molecular function (GO): structural constituent of ribosome
Source: RefSeq, a predicted model, not a curated record
UGCUUUUGUCGCUUCCGCCAAGCCGUUCAUCAUCUGUGGCAGCUGUGAUGGCUGAUCCGUGCGCAAUUCCCCCUCCAGGUGGAUCAAGCCACACGUCCGGACCACAAGCUCCGAACAGCUCUCCAGCCACAGCGCCAUUCACCUGUGUGGACUGCGCCACGCAACAGCAGAGAAAUCGACAGCAUCGAGUUGCGAAACCUUCCUCUGCUGCGUCCGCCUCCCGCUCCCAUCCAAGACCCCGACUUUGAGUAGUUAACACCCAUCACAAAUCAUCCAAAAUGGGAAAGGUUCACGGAAGUUUGGCUCGUGCCGGAAAGGUCAAGUCUCAGACCCCUAAGGUCGAGAAGCAGGAGAAGAAGAAGACUCCCAAGGGCCGUGCGAAGAAGAGACUCACUUACACUCGCCGUUUCGUCAACAUCACCUUGACUGGUGGCAAGCGCAAGAUGAACCCUAACCCCACUGCUUAAAUUACCCAACCACCAACACAACAAUGCACCUUUCUCGAUACCCUGUUCGCGGCUCCUUCUGAGUUGAAGCAAGAUCGGUCACCAGCAGCGAUGUCGGGAGCUUUUGUCUUUGGGUAAGGACCAGGAGAGGGAACCAAAACUGGGAGACAUGGGAAUCUUUUCAUGAUGUUAUGGAUUGAUUGGCUUUGCGAAUCAUGGGCGAAAGAGAACUCUGGCAGCUUGGGAGAAGGUCGUUAUAAUCAAGACCAAUCCCCGAACCAUCAUCAUGGGGGUCAUUUAUAUCAUGGCUUACACACAGCAUGGGAUGUCACUUUUGCACGCUUUUAUUUUCUUUCGGCAAACGGGAAAUGGUAUAUCUGGGUCUAUUUUCUUCUUUGCGACAUGAUACUGCCUACCUGCCUAUAGCGUGUGACAAGACAGUCAGAUAUGAGAGAAGCCGCUGUGUGUCUUCUAUCCUGCAAGCCAAAUGAUACAGCCUGUUUACCAGCGA